CCGGAGGACUCGGGCAGCCCUAGCCUGGGAGUGCUGCUGUGUCCUGGCUGUCCGGCCUGGGUCGGGAACAGCUGGAGCCUGGACACCCCAUAGGAACUCCACGGGAUGUGAAGGGGGCUGCAGGGAAGCCGGAGAGGGACUCUUGGGAGCAAUUCCAUCUUCAUGUGUAAGCUCUGUAACUUAUUUUCACCAAAUAAGUCCGAGCUGUUGUCUCAUGUCUCCGAGAAACACACAGAAGAAGGGACCAGUGUGGAUGACAUUGUGAUUCCUCUCCAACCUCUAACAGUACCCAGAAACACAAGCAAAGAUGGAGAAGAGCUUCUCGUAGCAAAGAGGAAAAGGGGCAGACCAAAAGGGUCCACUAAGAAGCUUUGUGUGGAUGAAGAUGUGGCAGAAAACAACCCUGUUCCAAGCAAAGAGACCCCAGCUGGGACAGAAGAAGGCCUGGAACCAUCUGAAGUCUCACCAGGCAGCCUGGAAUGCAGGAAAUGCAAUCGGAAAUUCUCCAACACGCGUCAGCUGACUAAACACAUCUGCAUUAUUGUUCUGAAUGAAGGAGAAGAAGAAGGAGAUGGAGGUAAUGAUUCUGACGUUGACCUUGACAGGAAGGAAGAUGAGCGAGAAAAAACUCCCAAGAGGCCCAGAGUUCAGAAAACAGAGAAAACAGCAUCAACUAAGGAGACUGAACAGGUUUCAGGAGCUAAAAAUCCUAUUAUAAGUGUUGUUUUGACAGCCCAUGAAACUAUUCCAGGAGCCAGAAAAAUUGUUCCUCUUGAGGCUUCUCCUCAUGAAAGUGAACCCACAACUCCAGAUACAGCAGUCCAAGACCCAUCACAACGAAAAGGAUAUCAAGAAUAUGCCAUUCAGCAAACCCCAUAUGAACAGGCAAUGAAAACAAGCAGGUUGGGUCCAACUCAGCUGAAGAUUUUCACAUGUGAAUACUGUAACAAGGUGUUCAAAUUUAAACACUCCCUCCAAGCACAUCUGAGGAUUCAUACAAAUGAGAAACCUUACAAAUGUUCUUACUGCAGUUAUGCCAGUGCCAUCAAAGCCAACCUGAACGUUCACCUGCGGAAGCACACCGGGGAGAAGUUCAGCUGUGAUUAUUGUACCUUCACUUGUCUCAGCAAAGGCCAUCUCAAAGUCCAUAUCGAAAGGGUUCAUAAGAAAAUUAAGCAGCACUGUCGUUUCUGCAAAAAGAAAUACUCAGAUGUUAAAAACUUGAUCAAGCAUAUGAAGGAAACUCAUGACCUUCAAGAUAAAAAGGUGAAAGAUGUUUUUGAUGAGCUUCGCUUGAUGACGCGAGAGGGCAAAAGACAACUUCUCUAUGACUGCCAUAUUUGUGAGCGCAAAUUCAAAAAUGAACUGGACCGGGACCGUCACAUGCUUGUUCAUGGUGACGAGAGACCCUUUGCUUGUGAGCUCUGUGGUCAUGGAGCCACUAAAUACCAAGCCCUUGAGCUUCACGUUCGAAAGCACCCUUUUGUAUACGUGUGUUCUGUGUGCCUGAAGAAGUUUGUCAGUUCUGUGAGGCUCCGUGCUCACAUCAAAGAUGUGCACACAGAUCUGCAGGAGGACUCUGUUUUUAACAGUUCUAUCAACCAAAGCUUCUGCCUGCUUGAGCCAGGAGGUGACAUCCAGCCAGAAGCCCUUGGUGACCAGCAGACACAAACUGCAGGUGAAUCGACUGUCUCGAGUACUGAUGCUGUUAACACUCCACAGCCAUCUGCUGCUAAAGGUGAAUCAGCAGCUGCAGAUGUUAACCAUGAUGGUCACCAUAAUGGUGAUGUAAAAAUUGAUGCAGUCCUUUCCUUAGAAUUGGAAAAUCCUCUGGUGAAGAAUGUAGCAGAGACGCUGUGUCAGACAACAACAGACGUGGCAGUCCCAGAUGUGCAGCCCUGUGUAGCAUCAGAUUGCUUCCUGCUGAAAAAUGGUACUGCUGGCCCUGAGUUAAAAGGUACACCCCCAAAUGAAGAGGAAGUUAAUCAGUGCAGUUCUGUAAACAAGCAGGGUGAAGAAAUUCAUCUUUUACUAUCCGAAGACAAAAGUUUAAAUGUGAGUCAGAACAACGCAAUGACUGAGAACCUUCCAGUCCUUGAAGAGAGAAUCCAGUCUGUUCCUCCUGGUGAAUCAGAAACAGAUAAUCCUCCCAUUCAAAGUUUGGCAGAAACCACAGGCCCUUCGGCAGCAGCAGAGGCUGGUGCAGCCACCAGCCCCCAGGCAGCCCCUUCUAACACAGCUACAGCCAACGGGGGGAAUGGAUCCGUCGCCUUCAUGCAGAUCUUGGACAGCUUGCAGAAGAGACAAAUGAACACUGAAUUGCGUGACAGGAUAAGGAAGGUUUAUGGAGACUUGGAAUGUGAAUAUUGUGGCAAGUUGUUUUGGUACCAGGUGCACUAUGACAUGCACGUCCGUACACACACUCGAGAACAUUUAUAUUACUGCUCCCAAUGCAAUUAUUCUUCCAUCACCAAGAACUGCCUUAAGCGCCACGUCAUUCAGAAACACAGCAAUAUUUUGCUGAAAUGUCCCACAGAACAUUGUGACUACUCCACUCCAGAUAAAUACAAGCUCCAGGCACACCUUAAGGUUCACACAGAUCUGGAUAAAAAGAGUUAUUCCUGUCCUGUGUGUGAGAAGUCAUUUUCUGAAGAUCGACUUAUAAAAUCUCACAUCAAGACAAAUCACCCUGUUCACAGGCUUUUACAGUCAGCUUUUGAGGUUAUUUUCCCUGUGCAUGUGAGUUCAGGCAGGAUUUUUGUGAUUCCAUUCUGGGACCGAUCGUCAGGAGACAAGGCAGUGAGGACAGUGAAUUCACAGAUCAGGAGAGAAAGGACAGAGCAUCCUAGAAGGCCUAAAGGAAAAACAGAGGUUUCAAUGACAACUAUUUCUGAGAUUCUUGGCAGAAGAGUUCAGCUGAAAGGACUUAUUGGAAAACGAGCUGUGAAAUGUCCCCACUGUGAUUUUUAUUUUAUGAAGAAUGGUUCAGACCUUCAGCGUCAUAUUUGGGCUCAUGAAGGUGUCAAACCCUUCAAAUGUUCCCUCUGUGAGUAUGCCACUCGCAGCAAGAGCAACUUGAAAGCCCACAUGAAUCGUCACAGCACGGAGAAAACCCACCUUUGUGAUAUGUGUGGGAAAAAGUUCAAAUCAAAAGGCACUUUGAAGAGCCAUAAACUCCUUCAUACUGCUGAUGGAAAGCAGUUUAAAUGCACAGUGUGUGACUAUACAGCUGCCCAGAAACCACAGCUCCUACGUCAUAUGGAACAACACGUCUCUUUCAAGCCCUUCCGCUGUGCACAUUGCCACUAUUCCUGCAAUAUAUCUGGUUCCCUGAAGAGGCAUUACAACAGGAAGCAUCCUAAUGAAGAGUAUGUCAAUGCAGGGUCCGGGGAGCCUGCAGCUGAAGCUCUUAUCCAACAAGGUGGCAUUAAGUGUCCUGUUUGCAGCUUUGUGUACGGUACAAAAUGGGAGUUCAACAGACAUCUUAAAAACAAGCAUGGAAUGAAGUUAGUGGAGAAUGAUGGGGAGACCAAAUGGGAGUUAACUGCUGAAGUUUCUGAAGAGGCAUCCACUCAGUAUCUCCAUAUCACAGAGGCUGGAGAAGAUGUUCAAGGCACUCAAGCUGCUGUGGCUGCAUUACAGAACCUCAGAUACACUUCUGAGAGCAGUGAAAGACUGGAUCCAACAGCUGUAAACAUCCUGCAGCAGAUCAUUGAGCUGGGUUCAGAAUCCCACGAUGCCACUGCAGUGGCUUCUGUCGUUACCAUGGCACCUGGCACAGUGACAGUGGUGAAGCAGGUGAAAGAAGAGGAGCAGUCAGCCAACCACACGCUGAUGAUCCAGGAGACGCUGCAGCAAGCCUCGGUGGAGCUGUCGGAGCAGCAUCACCUGGUGGUGUCCUCAGAUGAGGUGGAGGGCAUAGAGACAGUCACUGUCUACACCCAGGGUGGGGAGGCUUCAGAAUUCAUUGUUUAUGUUCAGGAGGCUGUGCAGCCUGUGGAGGAGCAAACUGUGGAAGAAUCAGUGCAGGAGCUCUAGAGAAAAACGCUCAAAGGAGGUGAUUUCUUGAUUUGCCAAAGCCAGAGGUUGGGGUUUUUCUUGUCCCAACCAAAAGCAAGCAAGCUGAUGGAUUUUCAGUUGAUUUGUGAAGUGAUCUAACUGGUAGGAUUGUAUCAGUGACUUAGACAUAUUAUGUGCAAAACCUUCUCAGACUUUUUGUUUCUAAAAUACGCUUUUAAGGAAAAAGUAUUCAUUCUUCCCCAUCUUUGAAGAUCUCUCACUUGAUUCCUGUAAAUUCACAUGAGUAUUGUCUGUUCAAAACUGUGGUAUCCCAUGAUAAAAACCAUCUAUAAAGAUAGCUAGAGUGUCUGAAAAAGCCCAUACAUCCCAUUUUAUACAUGCUUUCAUAUAUUCCUGACUUUGCUGGAAGCAAAGUUGUUUUUUCUAUAAUUAAAAUGGCCUCGUAGCUCUGAGUACAUUCUUAGAAAGUGUCUGCCGAGUUGUAACCCAAACAAAGGCUUGAUUUAAUUAGAAACACACCACAGAUGAACUGUAGUUUCUACCUGUGAGAUGAUCCUUUGAGUCUGGAAGAUAUUUAAAGCCAUAUGUGAUAAUUCUGGGUAUCAGUAGGAUGACUGUUAUUUAGCUAUUUGAAUAUUGGUAGCUAUUUCCAUCCCUCUGAAUAAAUACCUGUCUUGUAUCAUAAGGUGAAACCAAAACUGUCAAAUCAAGGAAAUAUUCUUUUGUUUUUAAGAAAAAAAAUAUAUUCAAAAGUUUUGUAAAUGCUAAAAGAGAUGUAUGUUCAUAUGUUUUAAAUAGACAUGCUUGUAAAUAUGACUGUGUGAAAAAAUUUGUACAAAAAGCUUAAGUAAAAUAUUGAUGAGAAUCAAGAUAUUCUUAAUUAUGCAUGUAUAUAGUUCCAGAUUUUUCUUCAUGAAUCUUGAAUUGUUUCUGGUUUAAUAUUUUCAAAUUUGACCUAUAAAAUUAUUAAUAAAUAAAGAAAUGUAAUGUUUUCUUCUA
This is a messenger RNA of Cyanistes caeruleus (blue tit), 5019 nucleotides long. It is a transcript of the gene ZFAT, whose product is annotated as zinc finger and AT-hook domain containing. Gene Ontology annotation, cellular component: nucleus. Lineage: Eukaryota; Metazoa; Chordata; Aves; Passeriformes; Paridae. The record is from RefSeq and is a predicted model, not a curated record. Gene Ontology annotation, biological process: regulation of transcription by RNA polymerase II. Gene Ontology annotation, molecular function: DNA-binding transcription factor activity, RNA polymerase II-specific; sequence-specific DNA binding.